Molecule: messenger RNA, 2664 nt
Organism: Aspergillus pseudoviridinutans
Lineage: Eukaryota; Fungi; Ascomycota; Eurotiomycetes; Eurotiales; Aspergillaceae
Product: ribonuclease P/MRP protein subunit POP1
Exons: 2
Coding region: 1-2664 (887 amino acids)
Biological process (GO): tRNA 5'-leader removal
Cellular component (GO): nucleolar ribonuclease P complex; ribonuclease MRP complex
Source: RefSeq, a predicted model, not a curated record
AUGGCCUCGAACCAGCUCUCGAAGCGCAAGUCCGCGUUUCCGGGACCACAGCCUGGCGCAGCAGCGUCCCGCAAACGCGCCAAAACAUUCGAUGCUCGGUCCCUCGCCGUUCAGUCGGCCGACGCCGCGCUCUCUGCGUCCGGAGAGCUGAAUGUCGCCGCGUAUGUCGAGGCUCGAGAGUUUGAGAUCCGUGCUCUCGAGUCGGGGAUGCAACGGUCGAAGAGUGCUCUGACGAGCCGUGCGUUUCAGAAAGUGCCCCGCGCGUUGAGAAGGCGGACGGCCAGCCACAAUGUGAAGAGGGUUCCGCGGAGGCUGAGGGCGAGGGCCAAGAGAGAGAUGAUCGAGGAUAAUACCCCCACCGUGACCGCUCGACGACGAAGACCGACCGAAAUCCUGCGCAUUCGCCUUGAAACCGCUAGGCGGCUCCAGAAUCUCAAUUCAAAGACCAAAGCCAAGCGUGCGGCCGCGAAAGCGAAGCGGGAUAAAGAGACGCAAAAGACUCUGGAAGAGUCAGGCAGCCAUGCCUAUAACAUCGCCCCGCGAGUGCCGAAGAUCAAGAAAAACAAGCUCUCACGACCGCCGCCGCCCGAAUCAAAGUACAAGAAACGGCAGCGCUGCAAGACAUGGCUUCCGACGCAUAUGUUCCAUGCGAAACGCGCCCAUAUGACCACUUCAAAGGACCCGUUGUGGCGGUUCGCGGUGCCUCUGUCGCCGACCGAGAAGAGCUACAGGCCUUCUCACAGGGCUAAGGGGGCCAGGGGUGCGGUAGCUUGGGAUAUGAGCUACAUAUCUACGAUUCAGCUAGAGGGCACUGAGCAGGCCAUGGAGGCGGUGCUGAGGGGAAUUGGGAUUGAUGGACAGGAUGCUUGGGGUCCGAAGGGUAGAAAGUGGAGGGCUGGGACAAGAGGCUUACAUGCUUGGGCAUUUGAGCGUGAAGGUACGCGUAGACCGAUCGCACCGAUAACGUUGAUCCGAUGUGCGCAUGGAAAAGCGGAAGAUGUGGAAAUGGUUGAUGCUGGUCGGCCGAAGAGAAAGAGCCAGAAGGACAGAAAGAAGCUCUUCAUCAGAGUCCACCCAUCUGCUUUCCUACAAUUGUGGAACGAGCUUCUUGAGAUAUCGAAGAGGCAAAAUCCGCCAGUGAUGGUGGAAGAUUUGCGCUUCGAGAUCGGAAGUGUCGAGAUUACCGGUCCGGGUUCUACAGAAGCUCUACUCUCAGCGCUCAAGCCCUUGAUGCCGGAUGGUGCUGAACCGUCAGCAAGCAGUCCAGAGGCCACCUGGACUUCGUUGCUUGGGGUCUCGAACCCUUCGUCAUUGCCACAAAAUGCUCUUCUCGGCUUUUCCGUCUCGGACCCCCGUCUUCACUUUCCACCGAGGACCCUCAAACCGCCAGCGUCGGAUCCCGAAAUGCAGAAUCUGGCCACCUUACUAUCGACAUGGUCACCCGACACCACCCAAACGUCACCUGCCCUGUUCGACCGCCGUGCACGACUAGCCGCUACUCGUCAACUUCCUAGCCAGAAAGCUAUUAAUCGUCGACGGACCUUAGCCGGACCAGGAGUUUACCCUCCUGCUGAAGCUUCUGAUCCCAAGAUUCCGGUGAUGAUCAUCGCGUCAAGAUCAACCAGCCAAACAAAGAACAACAAUGCGCCAGGGACAUGGACCGUUCUAUUGCCAUGGAAAUGCGUCGUUCCGCUCUGGUAUUCGCUCAUGUAUUACCCACUCUCAAGCGGCGGAAACGUCAGAUUUGGCGGUCUCAAAGAACAACGGCAACUCGCGUUUGAAGCCGGAGAACCCUGGUUCCCCGGCGACCUUCCUGGAACACGUGCUGGCUGGGAAUGGAACGUCCGCGAACGGGAGAAGGCCAAGCAGGAGUGGGAAAGACGACCAAAGGGCCGGAGAACCGAAUUUGAUAGCCUAGAUCUGGGGAAUGGGCAGAAAGGCGAGAUCGGUCAUGGCUGGGCGUGCGACUGGGAAAGACUGGUUCAGGGUCCGCCGAAGAAUUCAACGCCUGAUUCUAAUGAAGCGAAGGAGAAAGAACAGAGUCAAGACUCUGAGCAACAAGAUACGCAAAUGAGUGAUGCCGAACAGCAAGCCGUUGAUGGUGAUGCUCCCCCAUUCAACAUACACCACCUGCCCCUUGCCAGCGCAGAAGCUGCACUCAACAGCCCGUCAGAUACCACCGAUCAAGCGGCUCUUGCAACUGUCAAAAUAUCCCUGUUGCACCGCGGUACGCCCACCCCCGCGGCCCGCAUAUACCGCCUCCCCACCACCAACCCAGAGCUACGCCAAAAAUGGCUCCGCCUAGCAUCCGACGAGCGAAAGAACCGCAAAGCCGCUCAUUUUCAGGACCAUCUGCAGCAGUCUGCUGAGCCUCCAGCUGGCCAAGAAGAUGACCGCCAGAAGCUCGCGGUUUCGCUCAUCACCCCAACAGCAGAUACAGACUCCCGGCAGGAGCACUGCCCCGUCCCCACGGAAGAAGACCUGAUCGGCUUCGUCACAACAGGGAACUAUAACCUGUCCGAAGGAAAAGGAACGGGGAUUGGCUCGAUCCUGGUAUCGAAGGUUGCUGCGUCUGGCAAGGGCAAAGCGCGUGAGCGGAAAAUGUGCAUUGUCCGUAGUGCCGGCGAGCGAGUGGGCAGACUUGGUUUCUGGGAGCUUAUUUAG